UCCAACUCUGCCCCACCACAGCACAAGUCGCAACACAACACAGCAACCACCCCGUCUCUUUCACCCCCUCCCUUCCGUCCUCCCUCAUUCCUACCACCAAUACCACUCGAAAUGUCGAAAGUUCGCGAAAUCAAGUCGGUCGAGCAGUUCAACGAGCUCGUCACCAACGCCACAUCCGACAUUCUUGUGGCGUUGAACUUUCACGCACCAUGGGCAGCACCAUGCGCCCAGAUGAACCAGGUAUUCGAAGCUCUCGCGGAACAAUCCUCAGCCGACAAAACCCUGUUCAUCAGCAUUGAUGCCGAAGAGCAUCCGGACAUCUCAGAGUCGUACGAGGUCUCCGCGGUUCCCUUCUUCGUGCUGAUCAAGGCCGGCGCGAUCCUGGAGAAGAUUUCGGGCGCCGACCCGUCGAAGCUCACCUCGUCGGUGAUGAAGCACAGCGACGGCGCGGUGACGCUCCCUCCCGCACAGCCCAUAACCGCCAACACCUCCUCGUCGACGACAUCACAGCCCGCAGCAGAAGAAGACAUCAACACGCGCCUGACGAAGCUCGUCUCCGCCGCGCCGGUAAUGCUGUUCAUGAAGGGAACUCCGGCUGCACCACAGUGCGGUUUCUCGAGGCAGCUCGUCGCCCUGCUGCGCGAGCGCGAGGUCAGAUACGGCUUCUUCAACAUCCUCGCCGACGACGAGGUCCGCCAGGGCCUCAAGACAUUCUCCGAUUGGCCCACGUUCCCCCAGCUCUACCUCGACGGACAACUCCUCGGAGGUCUCGACAUCGUACGCGAGGAGUGCGAGAAUGAUCCCAAUUUCUUGAAGGGUAGCACUGCGUAAAAACGGGGGAUAGAUACGUGAAUGGCAGGGGCAGAUGUUGGGCGGAGGGUAGAUGUUGUUGUUGGGCGGCGUAAUGAUUUUGUUCUUUCGUGCGUUCCUUUGCUUUUGCUAUGUAUCGCAUGGUGUUUGUGACGAUAUCAUCUACUAGUAGCAUAUAUCUUAUGCAGUGCAUU
Messenger RNA from Tricharina praecox, 1004 nucleotides. RefSeq names its product thioredoxin-like protein. Gene Ontology annotation, molecular function: 2 iron, 2 sulfur cluster binding. Lineage: Eukaryota; Fungi; Ascomycota; Pezizomycetes; Pezizales; Pyronemataceae. The record is from RefSeq and is a predicted model, not a curated record. Bases 112 to 831 code for a protein of 239 amino acids. The transcript is spliced from 2 exons.